Molecule: messenger RNA, 6338 nt
Organism: Oryza brachyantha (malo sina)
Lineage: Eukaryota; Viridiplantae; Streptophyta; Magnoliopsida; Poales; Poaceae
Product: putative callose synthase 8
Exons: 41
Coding region: 1-5892 (1963 amino acids)
Biological process (GO): (1->3)-beta-D-glucan biosynthetic process
Cellular component (GO): 1,3-beta-D-glucan synthase complex; plasma membrane
Molecular function (GO): 1,3-beta-D-glucan synthase activity
Source: RefSeq, a predicted model, not a curated record
AUGGAGUUGGAGAUCGUGGAGGUGGGCCCGUCGAGCAGGCCGCUGAGGUUGGUGCCGGCGCAGCCGCGGUGGAGGCCUCCCCCGCCCGCGACGCAGCUUCCCCCUCCGCCUCCGCCACCUCCUCCUGAGGCGGAGGCGUCGUCGAGCGCAGGGGACGCGGCGGCGGCUGCUGCUGCAGCGAACCAGUUCGACAGCGAGAAGCUGCCGCAGACGCUGGUGUCGGAGAUUCGCCCGUUCCUCCGCGUCGCUAACCAGGUCGAGCACGAGUCCCCGCGCGUCGCCUACCUGUGUCGAUUUCAUGCCUUUGAAAAGGCUCAUAUGAUGGAUCCACGUUCUACAGGGAGGGGUGUUCGUCAAUUUAAAACUGCACUUCUUCAGAGACUUGAACAGGACGAGAAAAGCACAUUUACCAAGAGAAUGGCAAAGAGUGAUUCUCAAGAGAUCAGAUUAUUUUGCGAGAAGAAAAUACAAGCUAACGAGCUUAAUGAACUCAUGCCCGUCUUGGGAGAAGUUCUAAAAGCUGUUCAGAUUGGAACUGGCAUGGAGAAACGGAUUGCUACAGAAACUUUUGCAGAUAAGUCGGCCUUACUCCGAUAUAAUAUUCUUCCGUUGUACACUGGAUCAAAUAAACAAGCAAUUAUGCUUCUCCCUGAGAUCAAAGUUGCAGUGUCUGCGGUGUUUAAUGUUCGCAGUCUUCCAUUUUCUAACACCAAGGUUCAUAAAAAUCAGACAGAUAUUUUUAUAUGGAUUCAAAGUUGGUUUGGAUUCCAGAAAGGAAAUGUUACUAAUCAAAGGGAGCAUCUCAUUCUUUUGCUUGCAAAUAUGCAUGCACGCCUGAGCCCGAAGUCACCCUCUGAAACAAUGCUUGAUGACAGAGCAGUGGAUGAAUUAUUGGCGAAAACAUUUGAAAACUAUCUGACCUGGUGCAAAUUUUUGGGGAGAAAAAGCAACAUAUGGUUACCCUCUGUGAAACAGGAGAUCCAGCAACAUAAACUUCUGUACAUAGCUCUUUAUCUUCUUAUAUGGGGAGAAGCAUCAAAUUUACGACUUAUGCCAGAAUGUUUAUGCUACAUAUUUCAUCAUAUGUCAUAUGAGUUAUAUGGAGUACUCUCAGGAGCUGUAAGCUUAAUUACUGGUGAAAAAGUCAGACCUGCAUAUGGAGGGGAUGAUGAAUCAUUUUUGAACAAAGUAGUGACACCAAUAUACAGAGAGAUAUAUGAGGAAUCACUAAAGAACAAGAAUGGAGUCUCUGAUCACUCAACAUGGAGAAACUAUGAUGACCUCAAUGAGUUCUUCUGGUCUGCUGAUUGUUUCAAGCUUGGAUGGCCCAUGCGCCUGAAUAAUGACUUCUUUUUUACAUCGACCAAAAAGAAGAAUCCUCAGCUUCUCGUUGUUCCACCAGUUUCAGUAAAUACAUCUCAGCAAACUGAGCAACAAAAUCCCCAAUUGGCUCAUGGAUCCUCACCAUUUCAAACUAUGCCCAAUUCAGAAGCAUCUGAGCAAACACAACAGCGUGCUCCAAGUGAGACAUCUCAACAGAAGUGGCUAGGAAAGACAAACUUUGUCGAGGUCCGAUCAUUUUGGCAUAUCUUCAGAAGCUUUGAUAGGAUGUGGACACUUCUUGUGCUUGGGCUUCAGGUUCUUAUAAUAAUGGCGUGGCAUGGAUUAGAAAGUCCUGUUCAGUUAAUUGAUCCAAUAAUAUUUCAGGAUGUGCUGAGUAUUUUCAUAACCAAUGCAGUACUUCGAGUUAUUCAAGUUGUUCUUGAUAUUGCUUUCUCAUGGAGAACCAAGAGAACGAUGAGAUUUAGUCAGAAGUUAAGAUUUGCUGUAAAACUUUCAAUUGCUGUGGCAUGGGCCAUCGUUCUUCCUAUUUUUUACGCUAGUUCCCAAAGUUACAUGUCUUGUUCAACUAGACGACCUAAAACUUUUCUGGGGAUGUUUUGCUUGUCAAAAUAUAUGGUAGUUGUUGCAUUCUACCUUACAAGCAAUGUGAUUGGGAUGGCAUUUUUUCUUGUUCCUGCUGUAAGCAGCUUUUUAGAGACAUCUACUUGGAGAAUUUGCAAUAUGUUAGCCUGGUGGUGCCAGCCUGAGUUAUAUGUUGGACGAGGAAUGCAAGAAGGCCAAGUAUCUUUACUAAAAUAUACAACAUUUUGGACAAUUCUCUUGUCAAGCAAAUUUUUAUUUAGCUACUACUUUGAGAUUAAGCCUCUUGUGGAGCCCACAAAAGAAAUUAUGAAGGUCAAUGUGAAUAAAUAUGAGUGGCAUGAAUUCUUUCCUCAAGUCAAAAGCAACGCUGGAGCUAUUCUUGCUGUAUGGGCCCCUAUAAUUCUUGUCUAUUUUAUGGACACACAAAUUUGGUAUUCUGUAUUUUGUACCAUCUUUGGUGGUAUGUGUGGUAUUAUUCAUCAUCUUGGUGAGAUUCGUACAAUGGGAAUGGUGAGAAGUCGAUUCUGUACCUUACCAGAAGCAUUCAAUAUCUAUCUUGUUCCUCAUUCAACUAUGACAAAGAAAAAGGGAAUGUUGCCUAGUUUCUUGGAAAAUAAAAUAUUUAAGAAUUUAGGUAAAGCUGAAAGACAUGAUCCGACAAAGUUUGCUCUUGUUUGGAACCAGAUAAUAAAUAGCUUCCGCUCAGAGGAUCUAAUAAGUAAUAGAGAGAUGGACUUGAUGACAAUGCCCAUGUCACUAGAGCAUAAGUCUGGUUCUAUUCGUUGGCCCAUGUUUUUACUCGCCAAAAAGUUUUCAGAAGCAGUGGAUAUGGUAGCCAAUUUUACUGGAAAAAGUGUGCACCUCUUUAGGAAAAUUAAGAAGGAUAAUUACAUGCUUUGCGCGAUCAAUGAUUUCUAUGAAUUGACAAAAAGUAUUUUGAAAUUUUUGGUUAUUGGUGAGGUAGAGAAGAGGAUCAUAGCUGCCAUCUAUACUGAAAUCGAGAAGAGUAUUCAGAAUGCAAGUCUAUUGGAUGAUUUUAGGAUGGAUCAUUUGCCUUCACUGGUUGACAAGUUUGACCGAUUGGCACAACUUCUGAACACAAAUACACAAGAACUUCAAUAUGAGGUGACAAUUUUACUCCAAGAUAUUAUUGAUAUUCUGGUCCAAGAUAUGUUUGUAGACGCUCAAAGUGUGUUAGUUCUUAUUAAUUCUUCUAAAACUCUAAUCUCGGAUGAUCAUGGAACCUUUGAGUACUACAAACCAGAGCUCUUUGCAUCUAUUAACUCAAUUUCUGAGAAUGGUCCACUAAAAGAGCAGGUGAAACGCCUCUACCUUCUACUUAAUACUAAAGAAAAGGCUAUGGAAGCACCGUCAAAUUUAGAGGCUCGGCGACGCAUUUCAUUUUUUGCCACAUCCCUUUUUAUGGAUAUGCCACUUGCUCCCAAGGUCAGCAGUAUGCUGUCAUUUAGCAUAAUAACUCCCUAUUUCAAUGAAGAGGUGAGGUUUUCAGAGGACGAACUUCAUUCAGAUCAAGACGAGGCAUCCGUUCUUUCCUACAUGCAAAAGAUAUAUCCAGAUGAAUGGAAAAAUUUUUUGGAACGGCUUGGUCCAAAGGUCACCCAAGAAGAAAUCAGAUAUUGGGCUUCUUUCCGUGGUCAAACAUUAAGCCGAACUGUCCGAGGAAUGAUGUAUUACAGAAAAGCACUGAGACUGCAGGCUUUCUUAGACAAGACAAAUGACCAAGAAUUAUUCAAAGGACCUGCGGCAAAUGGGCGACAGACUAAGAACAUGCACCCAUCAUUGGGAACUGAACUAGACGCACUUGCUGAUAUGAAAUUUUCAUACGUCAUCUCAUGUCAGAAGUUUGGGGAACAGAAAUCUAAUGGUGAUCCCCAUGCUCAAGACAUUAUCGAUCUAAUGACAAGAUAUCCAGCUCUACGUGUUGCCUACAUUGAAGAGAAGGAAAUCAUAGUAAAUAAUAGGCCACAUAAGGUUUAUUCAUCAGUUUUAAUAAAAGCAGAAAAUAAUUUAGACCAGGAAAUAUACCGUAUAAAGCUGCCUGGCCCACCCCUUAUUGGAGAAGGGAAGCCUGAAAAUCAAAAUCAUGCUAUUAUAUUCACCCGUGGAGAAGCUCUACAAACAAUUGAUAUGAACCAGGACAACUAUUUGGAAGAAGCUUACAAGAUGAGAAACGUCCUUCAAGAAUUUGUUAGGCAUCCUAGGGGCAAAGCUCCAACUAUCCUUGGGCUUAGAGAGCAUAUCUUCACUGGAAGUGUUUCUUCGCUUGCAGGAUUCAUGUCAUAUCAAGAAACAAGCUUUGUUACAAUUGGACAAAGAUUUCUUGCUGACCCCCUCAGGGUGCGGUUUCACUAUGGCCAUCCAGACAUUUUUGAUCGGAUGUUUCAUUUGACAAGAGGUGGCAUAAGCAAAGCGUCCAAAACUAUUAACUUAAGUGAGGAUGUGUUUGCUGGGUAUAAUUCCAUAUUGCGCCGUGGACAUAUAACUUAUAACGAGUACAUUCAAGUUGGCAAAGGGCGUGAUGUUGGUCUUAAUCAGAUAUCAAAAUUUGAAGCUAAAGUUGCAAAUGGGAAUAGUGAACAAACACUUAGCCGUGAUAUCCAUCGGCUUGGGCGACGCUUUGACUUUUUCAGGAUGCUGUCUUGCUAUUUCACAACAGUGGGAUUUUACUUCAAUAGUCUAAUAUCAGUUGUAGGCGUUUAUGUUUUCCUCUACGGGCAAUUGUAUUUGGUUCUUAGCGGCCUGCAGAGGGCUCUGUUAAUUGAAGCUCAGACUCAAAAUAUGAAGUCCUUAGAAACUGCCCUGGUAUCUCAGUCUUUUCUCCAGCUGGGUCUGCUUACAGGAUUGCCUAUGGUGAUGGAGCUAGGUCUGGAAAAAGGUUUUCGAGUAGCUUUGAGUGAUUUUAUCCUCAUGCAACUGCAGUUGGCUUCAGUUUUCUUCACAUUUUCUCUUGGAACAAAAGCUCACUAUUAUGGACGUACCAUUCUUCAUGGUGGUGCAAAAUACCGACCAACAGGGCGUAAAUUUGUCGCUUUCCAUGCAAGCUUUACUGAAAACUAUCAGUUAUAUUCCCGAAGUCAUUUUGUCAAAGGAUUUGAAUUGGUCUUCCUUUUGAUAAUUUAUCAUAUAUUUAGAAGAUCGUAUGUGAGCACUGCGGUGCAUGUGAUGAUCACAUACUCAACGUGGUUUAUGGCAGUGACUUGGCUGUUUGCACCUUUUCUUUUUAAUCCGGCUGGUUUUGCUUGGCGUAAGAUUGUUGAGGAUUGGGCAGACUGGACUAUAUGGAUGAGAAACCAAGGGGGCAUAGGGGUGCAACCAGAAAAGAGCUGGGAAUCAUGGUGGAAUGCCGAGAAUGCACACCUCCGUCACUCCGUAUUGAGUUCUAGGAUUCUUGAAGUGUUGCUCUCCUUACGCUUCUUCAUCUAUCAAUAUGGACUUGUCUAUCAUCUCAAGAUAUCUCAAGACAACAAAAAUUUCCUAGUCUACUUGCUUUCUUGGGUUGUUAUUAUUGCCAUUGUUGGGUUAGUUAAGCUUGUUAACUGGGCUAGCCGUCGGUUGAGCUCAAAGCACCAACUUGUCUUCAGGCUUAUCAAAUUGUUAAUAUUCCUUUCAGUGAUGACCUCCUUAAUUCUUCUCUCUUGCCUCUGCCAACUAUCCAUCAUGGAUUUAAUCAUAUGUUGCCUCGCUUUCAUACCAACCGGUUGGGGUCUCCUUCUUAUUGUUCAAGUUUUGAGACCAAAAAUAGAAUACUAUGCGAUAUGGGAGCCUAUUCAGGUUAUUGCUCAUGCUUACGAUUACGGAAUGGGUUCACUGCUCUUUUUUCCAAUUGCUGCAUUAGCAUGGAUGCCUGUUAUCUCAGCCAUCCAAACCAGGGUUCUUUUCAACAGGGCAUUUUCCAGGCAAUUGCAGAUCCAACCUUUUAUUGCAGGGAAAACUAAACGCAGGUAACUAAUGGUUUCGUUUGGAUGCGAACUGGAAUUGUAAAUAUGAUCCAUUGGUUGGUCAGGAUAGUAAUCUCUCCUUGUACAUAUUAUACGGUAUAAUUAAGGUGAUCCAUCAUUCUUUGGCCUAUAGAAAGUUUGACAGAUCUAUCAUCUUAGGCGUGAUCUAGACUUGGUUCUAUCUUCCACAUACCAUUUGUGUUACAAGAGAAUUCUGUGUUGUUGCUGUUGAACAGAAGUCAUGUUAGAUUAUGCAGUAUCACGAAUAUUUGCUUUCUAAUAACUGUACACAUGUUUAAUUGGGGGAUUUCAGCAUCAAUUCGUCACGUUUCUUGGAGCAGCUUAGUUUAUGUUAUGCUUGCUUAUUCUUUUUUCUUUUUGCUAUGUCUGUCGUGGGGGUAUGGACAUUAUGGAAGUUCACAGGACCGAUAUUCGCGUAUGGUCCUCAUUUGU